Messenger RNA from Gymnodraco acuticeps, 1703 nucleotides. RefSeq lists its product as uncharacterized. Lineage: Eukaryota; Metazoa; Chordata; Actinopteri; Perciformes; Bathydraconidae. The record is from RefSeq and is a predicted model, not a curated record.
AUGUUCCGAGAGCUUUAUUCCCCUCUUGGCCAUGAAGAACCCUCCAAACCAUCUCUACAGACCUCCACCCAGGAGGAGUGUGGAGUUUGGCUGGACACUGUGCAGCUGAAAGGAAAAGCUAAGCAGAAACGAGCUCCUCGUCCCAUUUCUAAGCUGCUGAAUCCCUUCACUGAGGGCAGGGGAUACAGUUUGUCGGUGGCACUCAACUUCACUCAGACCAAAAUGGAGAUGCCGAAGACAAAACAGAGCUUAUCCACCUUCUUCACAGCUCAGCGCAGAGUUCUCAAUAAGAUGACAACUUCUGAAGUGCCAAACACAGAUCAUCUGCAGCCUUCUUCAUCAGCCCGCCUCAUCCACGCAUGCCCUCACUGCACCCACGCCUGUGUUUAUCGGGAACAAAACGAAGAGCGUGAGAUGGAUCUUGAAAGGGAAAGUGAAAAUGUGGCUGAGCCUGAAGCGUUAGAGUGGCAGGAAGCAAGUCACACACAUUCUCAAAACAUGGACCGUGAAUAUGGAGGAGCGUUUGAGAGCAUAAAUCCACCACAGAGUAGUAGAGGAGGGUCACUGCAGCCUCCUCUUUUUCCAGCUGACAGUCAACCUCCUCCUCAGGCGUGGAGUCAGGAUCCGCUGCUCACAUUUAGCCAAUAUUAUGACGAUGAAAUGGACCAGAGAUAUGAGAAAAAAACUACAGGGAAGAAUUCUGAGCCAAGUUUCCCAUACAGUUUACAAAGUGAGGAUGCCUUUGGUAUUCAGAUCGAUGUGGAAGGAGCCUCGACUCAAAAAUCCUUGAAAAACACUCAUUCUUCUCAGAUGGACGAUUAGAAAGAAAACGGCAGGGUUGGGUCUUCUAUGUCCCCAAAAAAGCACUCGGCUCUCUCUCAUAUUGAACCUCUUUCUUAUCAUAAAUGGACAGAACCAAAAAGUGCAUCACCUCAAAAACAUUAUCCUGUGCAGCCGUGGAAAAGGGCUGAUAAAGAGGAGAGCCCUGAGUCACAGUUCAAGUGGACAAAGCCAAGCACUCCUUUAAAAAAACGAGCGCCACAGCAGUCCUGCAGGGAGGUUGACGGAGGAACAAGUCUGGCCAUGUUGUUCAACUCAGGACUCUUGAAGGCUUUCAGGGUGAUCGCACACAGAGGUCUGCAAACCAGGAGUCCACUCAAAGAUCAGAGUAACACUAACUCUGGACGGGAGAACGACGCUUACACAUCUCUGGUGGAGGAGGAGGAGGAGGAGGAGGACGAGAUGCUCUUGACUCAAGACUCUGAGGGAAAUAUGGUGAUCAAACACUGAAAGAAGCCUUUGACACACAUGUUAUUUGAGCUUAUAAUCUUGAUAAUUGAUCUCCACUUUUUGUCUCCUCCCAAGUACUGAAACAGUUUUAAAAAGCUAAAUUAUACUGUUUGUUUCCAUAAUGACCCGCACUGACUUAAAAGCUACUUAAAUGAAAAUAUUGAAACUUAAAUCUGUUACCUCUCUUUAUCUGUAAAUAUUGUGGAUUCAUCUUGAUGUUUUAGUCCUUUAUCUGUUUUUCAUUUUGGAGCUUCCUUGUCGUGUUUGUGAUAUUUCUGCUCUCUGAUAGUGAAAUAUCUUGUUCUCUUUUGCAAUAACACCAACAAGCAAGAACUGAGGGUUUUGGUUUUAUUUGAAAAAGGAUACACAAUAACAUCAAGUUGUUUCAUGUCAAUUAAACGUUUUGAAAAGCA